Molecule: messenger RNA, 1806 nt
Organism: Aphidius gifuensis
Lineage: Eukaryota; Metazoa; Arthropoda; Insecta; Hymenoptera; Braconidae
Product: protein abrupt-like
Exons: 1
Coding region: 126-1118 (330 amino acids)
Biological process (GO): regulation of transcription by RNA polymerase II
Cellular component (GO): nucleus
Molecular function (GO): protein binding
Source: RefSeq, a predicted model, not a curated record
CCCACUAGAUAAAAUAAAUGUUAUUUAAAUAAACAACAAUUUGCCAAUUGCCACGAAUACAUAUCAUUGUUUUUUUGGAUAAAUUAUUUGUUAAAGUAUUGUAAAUAUAUAAUAAUUGUGAUAAUAUGCCAGAAGAAACAAUGUAUAAUUUACGUUGGAAUUUAUUUAAUUCUGAGCUAGCAACAACUUUGGAUACUUGCUAUGAAAAACAAUAUUUUGUUGAUUUAUCAUUGGUAUGUAAAGAUGGUACUGUUAUAAAAUGUCAUAAAAUGGUAUUGGCAAAUUCAAGUAAAUUUUUUCGUCAAUUAUUAGUUAAUAAUGAUCAUCCACAUCCAAUGAUAUUACUUCAUGAUAUUGAAGCUGAUGAUUUAAAAACAAUUGUUAAUUUUAUAUAUUGUGGUGAAAUUGAAGUUGUCAAGAGUGAGGUUAAUAGAUUAUUAAAAAUUGCUGAAAUAUUAGAAAUAUCUGGUCUCAAAGAUAUAAGAUCAACAGAUAAAUUUGACAAUACAAUUACAAAUAAUUUACAAAAAUUACCAAUUACAAAUGACGUUAAUAAUGAUGAGAUUAAAAAUAAUUUACAAAAUGAUAAUUCAACAAAUAGUAAUCAUGAAAAAUUAGAUAAACAAUUGUCUAAUAGCACAAAAAAAAAUAAAAUUAAAAAAAUAAAAACUUUAAGCAAUGAUAAAUCAGGAAUAAAACGUACAUCAAAUAAUGGCUGUUGUGAUAAUUUAAAAAAAUUACGUUUGUUAAAUGAAAUUGAAAUAAUAUGUAAACCAAAUGAACAAAUUGAUGAUAUUGAAUUGUCAAUUGGUACAUUUAAUAAUCAACAUAUGACACCAAAUACACAUGGUAAUAUUGAAUCACCAUUAUCAAAUAUUAAAUCUGAUUUAUUAAAAUUAAAGGAUGAUGAUAUUGAUGUACCAUUUGAUGAUGAUUAUGAUUCACGUUUUCCAAUUGCAAGAAGAGCUGUUAGAAAAAAACUAUUUUCAACACCAGGCAUUGAAAUAUUUAAAUCACCAACUAAUAAUAAUAUUUAUAACAAUUUAAAUAAACCAUCAUUGCCAAGUACAAGUCGAGCUAGUUCAACAAGUCCACCUUCUAAUCAUUACUUUGAUUAGAAAUUCGUAGCUCUCAUUUAAACAAAAAUUUGUACUUAUUUAUUUUUUUUUUUUUUAUCAUUGAUUGACACGACAAUUUAUUUACAAAUAAAAAUAUUAAUGUUGCUAUAGUAACUUGUAUUGAUUACACAAAGUCAUGCAAAAAAAAAAUUAUUAACAAUUUAUAUUUUCAUAGAGAGUUAAAAGAAAUAUAUUAACGAAACAAAAAAAAAAAAAAAAGUAAAAAAUGGCAAAUAAAAUUGAUGAAUCAUUAGAAAUAAGUGAAGAAGAAAAAAAAUCAAUGGAACAAUUAAUGACUGAUAAAAAUGUAACUGAUGAAGAAUUUAAAAAUUUUAUGCAACGUGUCAUUGAAGUUGGUAAGAAAUUGUUAUAUUAUUAUUGUUAAAUAAUUUAAUUUAUUAUUUCUUUGAAGAAAAAAUUGUUAAAAAGCUUGCAUCAAAUGAUGCAAGUGAACAAGAAAGUGGCCAAAUAAUGGCCGAUGCAAUAUUAACUGGUGCUAAAAAUAAUGAUAAAAAAAAAAAUGAAAUUAAUGAAAAUGAUGAGCUAAUAACAAAGUCUAGUCGAACUGUGAUUAAUAAGUACGAAAAAGAAUUUAAAAAAGAUCCAAAUGAGAUGUCAAAAGGUAAAAUAGAUAAUUACUCGUGAUAAAAUUUAUGGAAAAAAAAAAAAAAAUGAUGUUGUUUUUAUA